GGGAUGCUGAGGGGCUGCUCCCGGGCGCAGCGGCGCGGCUGCUAGGAGGCGCCGAGGCAGCGGCGGGGCUCCGGGCGCGCGGCUGGAUGCCCCGGGCCUGCGGGUCCCUGUGCUUCCCGCCGUCCAGGGGCGCUAGCCAUGGGCGCCGCGGCCGCUGAGGCGCCGCUUCGGCUGCCAGCCGCGCCCCCGCUUGCCUUCUGCUGCUACACGUCGGUGCUUCUGCUCUUCGCCUUCUCUCUGCCCGGGAGCCGCGCGUCCAACCAGCCCCCGGGUGGCGGCAGCGGCGGCGGCGGCGGCGGGGACUGUCCCGGUGGCAAAGGCAAGAGCAUCAACUGCUCAGAAUUAAAUGUGAGGGAGUCUGAUGUAAGAGUUUGUGAUGAAUUGUCAUGUAAAUAUGGAGGAGUCUGUAAAGAAGAUGGGGACAGUUUGAAAUGUGCAUGUCAAUUUCAGUGUCAUACAAAUUACAUUCCUGUCUGUGGAUCAAAUGGGGACACUUAUCAAAAUGAAUGCUUUCUCAGAAGGGCUGCUUGUAAGCACCAGAAAGAGAUAACAGUAGUAGCAAGAGGACCAUGCUACUCUGAUAAUGGCUCUGGAUCUGGAGAAGGAGAAGAGGAAGGGUCAGGGGCAGAAGUUCACAGAAAACACUCCAAGUGUGGACCUUGCAAAUAUAAAGCUGAGUGUGAUGAAGAUGCAGAAAAUGUUGGGUGUGUAUGUAAUAUAGAUUGCAGUGGCUACAGUUUUAAUCCUGUGUGUGCUUCUGAUGGGAGUUCCUACAACAAUCCUUGUUUUGUUCGAGAAGCAUCUUGUAUAAAGCAAGAACAAAUUGAUAUAAGACAUCUUGGUCAUUGCACAGACACAGAUGACACUAGUUUGUUGGGAAAAAAAGAUGACGGACUACAGUAUCGACCAGAUGUGAAAGAUGCUAGUGAUCAAAGAGAAGAUGUUUAUAUUGGAAACCACAUGCCUUGCCCUGAAAACCUCAAUGGUUACUGCAUCCAUGGGAAGUGUGAAUUCAUCUAUUCAACUCAGAAGGCUUCUUGUAGAUGUGAAUCUGGUUAUACUGGACAGCAUUGUGAAAAGACGGACUUUAGUAUUCUCUAUGUUGUGCCAAGUAGGCAAAAGCUCACUCAUGUUCUUAUUGCAGCAAUUAUUGGAGCUGUACAGAUUGCCAUUAUAGUAGCGAUUGUCAUGUGCAUAACAAGUGGGCAGACACAAGAGCGGGUACAACACAAUGAGAUUUAUACCACCAUGGAGAAACAGAAAAUGCCCUAAAAACAACAGAGGACGGCGACAGAAGCAAAAUCUAGGUCAUUUUACUUCAGAUACAUCAUCCAGAAUGGUUUAAACUGAUGACUUUUAUAUGUACACUAACCAUGUGAUGUACAUUUAUUAUGUCUUUUUUUAAAGAAUGGAAAUAUUUAUUUCAGAGGCCUUAUUUUUGGACAUUUUUAGUGUAGUACUGUUGGCUCGUAUUUAGAAUAUUCAGCUACAACAGUUUUGGACUGUUUAGUAGUCUUUGUUUUAUGUUUUUAAAUACAGAAAUUGAUUUCACAAAUUUAUACCACAUGGUAAUUCUAAGACUUGUUCUUUACCCAUGGAAUGUAAUAUUUUUGCAAAGAUGGACCACUUCACAAAUGGUUAUAAAGUCAUACCCACUUCUUCCACAAUGACCACAACAAAUGACCAAGCAUGAACUAAAGGUAAAGAUGUUUACAGAUUACUUUUCUUACAAAAAAAAAGAUAAAAAAAUCUAGAAGACACUGUGUUUAAAUAGACAUUUAAAUGUUUUUGAGAUUUAGUAACUGAUUUUUUAGACACUGCCUAUCGCAUGAACUGUAAAGUUGUGUGUGUUAGAUGUAAAAUAUUUAUAAGUUGUAUGGAUUGGAAUUUGAUUAUUCCUCUCUUUGAAAAAAUAAUUCUGAUAAUUUGGAAAAGUAUCUGGUAGCAAAGAUGGAACAGAUCACUGGAAAGUAGAUUUUUAGAUAUUGUGAAAAUAGUCUGUUUAACAAACAGAUUGGAAUAAAGCCUUCUCUAUCAGUUAAACUACUUUAAUACACAUUCGUUUUUAAGAAAAUAUUUGUUUUAACAUAAAUAAACAAAGUGUAUCUGUGUUUGUGAAUAAAAUGCAAAAAUGAUUGUAAAUGAUUGGUGCUCUUAAGGUGAGCUUAAAAAUUAUCUAAGACCUCUAUCCAAAUUUGUCCUGUAGUAAUAGCUGUAUUAAUAGAUUGUUGGUGUUUAGAGAUCUGAAGUGUGAGUAGAAUGUAUUCAGCUGUUUAACUUGUAGUUUAGAUUAUGCAUGUAGAAUUUAAGAAUAUGUUCAAAAUUAAAUAUUAAUUUUAAUAUUUGGUUUGGAAAAGCAUGUUAUAAUAUAAUGUUUUCACUA
Messenger RNA from Zalophus californianus (California sea lion), 2383 nucleotides. RefSeq names its product transmembrane protein with EGF like and two follistatin like domains 1 (gene TMEFF1). Gene Ontology annotation, molecular function: protein binding. The transcript has 11 exons. Bases 139 to 1272 code for a protein of 377 amino acids. Lineage: Eukaryota; Metazoa; Chordata; Mammalia; Carnivora; Otariidae. The record is from RefSeq and is a predicted model, not a curated record.